This is a messenger RNA of Momordica charantia (bitter melon), 2354 nucleotides long. Its product is annotated as calcium-dependent protein kinase 26. Gene Ontology annotation, molecular function: protein kinase activity; calcium ion binding; ATP binding. The record is from RefSeq and is a predicted model, not a curated record. Gene Ontology annotation, biological process: protein phosphorylation. NCBI's taxonomy places the organism in Eukaryota, Viridiplantae, Streptophyta, Magnoliopsida, Cucurbitales, Cucurbitaceae.
UUUUUUGUUCAAUUAUCUCAUUGUUAUUGUUUGGAUAUGUCGAUUUUGGUGUGCGUUUGUCGUUUUCUUUUUCGAGAUUGAUCUUCGCAGCGAGUUACUGGUUCUCGUGAUUGAUUCUGGAUAUUUGUUUUUGAUUUCUGUUGAGAUGAUUCUGUUUGAUUCGGAGCAAAUAGUGCGUUCGAUUGGUCCGAUCUACUUGAUUUCGUGAUUGAGAUGCUAUUGAUGAGGCGUAAUUGGUGAGGGUGGGAGAGACCGUGAGGGUCCGAGUCGAAGCGCGAUUCUGUGUUUCAUGGGCAAUACCUGCCGUGGAUCUUUCAAAGGGAAUAUAUUUCAGGGCUACAGCCAGCCCGAGGACGGCUCCAUCCCCAAUUCCAAGCGUAAUAACAACAGUGCUUCAGACCGCUCCAAUUCUGACAUUUUCCCUUCCAGCAAUCUGAUUUCCCAAGAAUCUGGCAAAGACUACAAACCCAAAUCCAAGGACAGCGAUAACACUCCAACCUUCUUGAGCCCCACCAAGAAAGACUACAUAAUGAGGAAAGGCAGUGAUAACCAAGCCUAUUAUGUUCUGGGUCAUAAGACUGCUAACAUUCGGGAUCUCUACACUCUCGGUCGAAAAUUAGGACAAGGACAGUUUGGAACCACUUAUUUAUGCACUGAGAUUACCACUGGCAUUGAGUAUGCUUGCAAGUCUAUCUCAAAGAGGAAGUUGAUUGCGAAGGAGGACGUUGAGGACGUUCGACGGGAGAUUCAGAUCAUGCACCAUUUGGCAGGUCAUAAGAAUAUUGUCACAAUCAAGGGUGCUUAUGAAGAUUCUUUGUAUGUUCAUAUUGUAAUGGAGCUUUGUAGUGGUGGUGAGUUGUUCGACCGGAUCAUCCAGAGGGGGCAUUACAGUGAGAGGAAAGCUGCUGAGUUGACCAGGAUUAUUGUUGGUGUUGUCGAGACUUGCCAUUCGCUUGGAGUUAUGCAUAGAGAUUUGAAGCCAGAGAAUUUCUUGUUGGUUAACAAGGACGAUGACUUCUCCCUUAAAGCUAUUGAUUUUGGCCUCUCCGUUUUCUUCAAACCAGGUCAAAUCUUCACUGAUGUUGUUGGAAGCCCAUACUAUGUUGCUCCUGAGGUUCUCCUCAAGCACUAUGGACCGGCAGCAGAUGUGUGGACUGCAGGAGUUAUAUUGUAUAUAUUACUUAGCGGUGUGCCACCAUUUUGGGCAGAAACUCAACAAGGAAUAUUUGAUGCGGUGCUUAAGGGACAUAUCGAUUUUGACUCAGACCCAUGGCCCUUGAUCUCUGACAGCGCAAAGGAUCUUAUCAGAAAGAUGCUAUGUUCUCGACCAUCAGACCGUUUGACUGCACAUGAAGUAUUAUGUCAUCCUUGGAUUUGUGAAAAUGGAGUUGCUCCUGAUAGGGCUCUCGAUCCAGCUGUACUUUCUCGACUCAAACAAUUCUCUGCAAUGAAUAAGUUAAAGAAAAUGGCAUUACGAGUGAUUGCUGAAAGCCUAUCUGAAGAGGAGAUUGCUGGCCUAAGAGAAAUGUUUACAGCUAUGGACACUGACAACAGUGGUGCAAUUACGUUUGAUGAACUCAAAGCUGGUUUGAGAAGAUAUGGUUCGACCUUGAAAGAUAUUGAAAUACGUGACCUCAUGGAUGCGGCUGAUAUUGACAAUAGCGGGACUAUCGAUUAUGGAGAAUUUAUUGCUGCAACCAUUCAUCUCAACAAACUAGAGCGGGAAGAACACCUUGUUGCAGCAUUUCGAUAUUUUGACAAGGAUGGAAGUGGUUACAUUACACUUGAUGAGCUGCAGCAAGCUUGUACAGAACAUAAUAUGACCGACGUGUACCUCGAUGACAUCAUCAGAGAAGUCGACCAAGAUAAUGAUGGAAGGAUCGAUUAUGGCGAAUUUGUUGCCAUGAUGCAGAAAGGCAAUGCAGGAAUUGGAAGACGAACUAUGAGGAACAGUUUGAAUUUGAGCAUGAGAGAUGGACCCGGUGCCAUUUAACUUCUGAACCACGUGCUUGAUGUACUGGUUGUACAGCGGAUGUAGAGCCGGGGAGUUUGACACUUUCCCAACACGGUUGAGCUCCUCUUCCUCCUAGCUUCCAGCACUGUGUUGCCAAGGAUUUCAGUGGUGAAAAUUUCUGCUCGAGCAUCUCUCUAAUAAUCCUAAAUAUCGCUGUAUAGCCAAAGGAUGAUGUGGUUAGAAAUAUGAACUCUAGAGUGUGAAAGUGCAAGAGCUGUUUAAGUUGCUAGGUUCUUUUGCGUAACAUUUUCAUUUGGGGAUUAUUUAUCUGUUUGUAUAGAUACUCUACCUCUCGCCCAGAUUUGAUUCCAAUAAUGUAACUUUUCUCCAUUGCUAAUGC